GUAUAUAUCGUUGUUGUAUCUCAUCGUCAUAAACUGCACAUCAUCAAAAUGGCAUCAAAGGCGGUGAAGAAGAUCGCGUACGACAAGAAGCUGUGCCAGCUCCUCGACGAGUACACGCAGAUCCUCAUCGCGGCGGUGGGCAACGUGGGGUCCAACCAGUUGCAGAACAUACGCCAGCGGUUGAGGGGUGAUUUCGUGUUCCUCAUGGGGAAGAACACCAUCAUGAAGCGGUCCAUCAGGAUCCACGCCGAGAAGACCGGUAACAACGCCUUUCUCAUUCAGAUCCCCGUCCUCGUGGGUAAUGUGGGUUUGAUUUCCACCAAGGGUAAUCUGAAGGAGGUGAGUGAAGAGGUGGCUAAGUACAAGAUUGCCCUGGAUCAAAAAAGAGUAUUGUAUCCUCCAACUCGACUGGCACAACAAGUAAAACUGCAGCAGUACCAGUUGAUAGAGCAGCUACAACACCCGCUUCGCAGAUUCUGGCAUCUACUCCUUUGAGUGUUGCAUCUCCUUCUACCCAUGCGAGUGUUGCAGAAAUGGCAGGAAAACAAGACUAUUACGUUGUGUUUGUGGGUAGGACUCCCGGUAUUUAUGAAUCUUGGCCAGCUUUUAGGGAACAAGUGACUAGAUUUCCUAGUGCCGUGAAUAAAAAAUAUAGCUCUUUCGAUGCAGCACACAGAGCUUGGGUGCGGUACACAACACCAGCUGAGCAUGUACAGUUUCCUCCAUUGUUGGAAUUUGCUGAUUCCGUUCGAGUGAAACAAAAAAUGGAGUUGGAAGUUCAAGUGGAACAAAAAGAAUCUGGUGGUGUUGUAUUGUCAUUACUUUUCUCCUUGGUGCAGUAUUUACUUAAUAUCAGUCGCGACAAUAUGUACUAUGUAGUUGUUAAGGUUGAAACUUGUAUUACUUUUUUUGGAAUAUCAAGUUGUAGUGUGGGAGCAUAUAUGACAUGGUGUUGCGAAUCCUGUAGAUUUCUUUCCUCUAAUUAUUCUGGUAUUGUGCUUGUAA
Rhododendron vialii is the source of this 1005-nucleotide messenger RNA. Its product is annotated as large ribosomal subunit protein uL10-like. The record is from RefSeq and is a predicted model, not a curated record. The coding region runs from base 49 to 495 and encodes 148 amino acids. NCBI's taxonomy places the organism in Eukaryota, Viridiplantae, Streptophyta, Magnoliopsida, Ericales, Ericaceae. The transcript is spliced from 4 exons. Gene Ontology annotation, biological process: ribosomal large subunit assembly; cytoplasmic translation. Gene Ontology annotation, molecular function: large ribosomal subunit rRNA binding; structural constituent of ribosome. Gene Ontology annotation, cellular component: cytosolic large ribosomal subunit.